AUGCGCCUUCUCGCUCUCCUCGGGCCCAACGCUUAUGCCCGCCGAGAGGUCAGAGGUCGCGGCAGUGGCGACGGCGGCAGAUCCAUCAUGGCGGCGCCUGAGGUAGAAGCGGCUUCCUGAGCUCCCGCGAAGGACUCCCGACCAUGCACAGCUUGGCCACGACCGCGCCUGUGCCAACGGCACUUGCUCAGGUUGAUCGAGAGAAAAUAUAUCAAUGGAUCAAUGAGCUGUCUAGCCCUGAAACCCGUGAAAAUGCACUGCUGGAGCUGAGCAAAAAGCGAGAGUCUGUCCCCGAUCUUGCCCCAAUGCUAUGGCACUCCUUUGGAACAAUAGCCGCUCUCUUACAGGAAAUCGUAAAUAUUUACCCAUCUAUAAAUCCACCAACUUUGACAGCUCACCAAUCCAACAGAGUCUGCAAUGCUUUGGCACUUCUGCAGUGUGUUGCAUCGCAUCCAGAAACCAGGUCAGCCUUCCUUGCUGCUCAUAUACCCCUCUUCUUGUAUCCCUUCUUGCACACUGUGAGCAAGACUCGUCCCUUUGAGUAUCUGCGACUCACAAGCCUUGGCGUAAUAGGUGCUCUGGUGAAGACAGAUGAGCAAGAAGUAAUUAACUUCUUACUGACGACUGAAAUUAUCCCUUUGUGCUUACGCAUCAUGGAGUCUGGCAGUGAACUUUCCAAAACGGUUGCUACCUUUAUUCUACAGAAGAUCCUAUUGGAUGAUACGGGACUGGCUUACAUCUGCCAAACAUAUGAGAGAUUUUCUCAUGUUGCAAUGAUAUUGGGUAAAAUGGUCCUGCAACUUUCUAAAGAGCCUUCUGCCAGACUGUUGAAACAUGUGGUCCGUUGUUACCUUCGCCUUUCCGAUAAUCCAAGAUGUAGGGCACGGGAAGCCCUCAGGCAGUGCCUUCCUGACCAGCUGAAAGACACCACCUUUGCCCAGGUCCUGAAGGAUGACACCACCACCAAGCGCUGGCUGGCACAGCUGGUCAAGAACCUGCAGGAAGGCCAGGUCACCGACCCCAGGGGCAUCCCCCUUCCUCCACAGUGACAGCCAAGGAGGUGGCAGAACCCCGGAGGAAACAGCUCAGGUUUACAGACAGCCAGGAACCAAUGACCUCUUCCAGAUCCUGUCAGGCACGCACGGGCAGCUUCUUGGACUGUGAAAAGCUACCUGGACUGCAGGCCCUUUCUAUAGCAACUUUUCACCAUGCCUCUGAGGAUCGUGACACCAGCAAACACAGUUGGGACCGAGAAGCCCUCUUUUUGGGUGCAGGCUUUGUUGCACUGUUCAGUUGAGCACCAAGCUGGGCAUUGUUGCUUCCAACAGGAUCUCUGUUUGGUUCAACGUGGCAGGCCUGGGAAGCGUUCCUCAGAUUCCUUGUUGUUCAGUGUUUACAUGUAAGUUCAAUAAAGGUUGGUCUAGUCAUUUGACCCUCUUAGGAGUACCUUUUGAGCUGCAUCUAGCUCUAAACAGAAGAGGACUGCUUCCCUCUUGACAACUGGGAAUUAUGUUUUCAUCCCCUAAUUCAUUGUUUUGAUGAGGUCAGCCACUGUGGCUUCAGUGCUUAGAAUUAUCACUCUGGGAAGAUUGGGUGAGGACAGUAAUAGAUGUUAUCCUCGCCUCUUACGGGAUUGUUCCUGGUAUGUCAGAAGGCACUGACUUCCUGGAUUAUAUUCCUGUGGCCAUGCAGUAGGAACAAUUCCUCCCUAUGUGACUAUAUUUGAACCACUGUCAAGUGUUCUAUUGAUCCACGUACACCAACCUCCUAGUCAGUAUGACCCAGAAUGCUACCAAAACAUUCCUUUUAGCAGUCAGACUUCAGCAGGGCUGGGGAGGGAGGCUUGUUGUAUAGUUGCCACAUCUUAGAACCAGCAAGCCAUGUGGCUUUGGACUUUGGUGCAGCCAGGGCCACAGGUUAAUGCAGCAACCAUAGGGCUCAACAGAGCAGGCAGGGACCAAGAGCUAUUUCAGGCAGCCAGUAAAGGCUGCAGGUAUUUCAGCCUUGCUGGUUGCUGUCAGCAAGUGCAGUGGCUGUAAAUGCAAGGGUCCCUGUGCUCUUUAUCUUCUUCCCAUGCUACCAGGCUGAGUGUGUCCAAUUCAUCAAGUAGAAUGUGCCCCCUUCCCCUGUGGUUGGUGUGUCCUGUGGCAGAGGAGCCAUUAAGCAUUCUGUAGAGGCAGCCUUUCCCCUGCCCUCUGUGUGAAAGAAGCGAAGAAAGAGUGUGUGUUUGUGUUGCAGGACGGAGGAACUCAUCCAGGCUGCUUGUCAGUUGCAUAGCACGACUGGGAGUAGGCAGCUUCUGUUUCCAUGCCAGAUCCCUUAGCAUCAGCACUUGUUGCAGCUUUGGGUAGGAACCUGUUUUCUCUUUCCCCACCUUAUUUUUUCCUUUGCUGAUGGCUGGCCAGGCCACGCCAAGAGUGUCUUAACUCUUCCCUCUCUACAUGGACUGCUUUUGCUCUUACAGCGGCUCCCAGUUUUAUACCAGCCUUGUUUUUUCCAUCCCUGCCUUGAGUGGACUUUACCAACUGCUUCUGUUUUGUAACUUGAAUAAAAAAUAAGCCAAAUCCUAA
Anolis sagrei ordinatus is the source of this 2570-nucleotide messenger RNA. The record is from RefSeq and is a predicted model, not a curated record. NCBI's taxonomy places the organism in Eukaryota, Metazoa, Chordata, Lepidosauria, Squamata, Anolidae.